AAACAUUUGAAUGACCGCGGUUUUUUGUACGUAGCAGUGCGUCCCCAUCGCUUGCUGACCCGUUGCGAAGGGUCUCCAUAAACAGUGUCUUCUAAUUUAGAGCGUAUUCGUGAUCGAUUAUAUGAGUGGAAAAGUAGCGCAAACAUGUCGGAGAUAGUAUCGUGUGCAAAGGAUACACAGCUGCACAGCUUCCCGGGGCUGGAGCAGCUGGCCAGCAGUGCCCAUGUCGUUAGCGAUGGUUCGUACUGCCAUUUCAUCGGCUCCUCCAAGCUGUUUGUCCGGGCCAACAAAGAUUGGGGUAUCGAGCUGCUGCGGAUCAAGCCAGGAACGGACCAGCAGCCGGAUGGAGCUGGCAAAAUGGGUAGCAGCGGUAGCCGCACGAUCGCGAACGUGAAGAAGAUCAUGAUCGACAAUCUGUACUGUGUUGCCUGCCCGAAGACGGCUGGGAAGGAGGAGAUUGCGAUCGGGUUGACUACCGGCACGGUGCGGUUCAUGAACUACAAGAAGGCUAACUUCACGAAACGGUUCGACGCCGACCGGAUCGCCAUCGGAGUAACGUUCAUGGACUUUAACGCGACAGACGAUUUUUUGGCAGCCGUGUUCGAGAACGGGCUGGUGAAUGUGUACGGCAUGAAGUCAAACUCUAAGCUGCACACACUCGCAUUCGACAAGAACACCGUCAAAGCACGAUUUCAUCCGACGAAACGGUUCUCGAUGGCCAUAGCGUCGUACAACGGUGCCGUCCUGCUGUACGAUACGCAGUCGAAGAAAACGAUAUUCUCGCAGACUACUGCCCACGCUGCCCCGUGUCGCGAUGUGGGAAUGGUUGAAUCGUAUCCCGACUAUCUGUUCUCGGUAGGCUAUGACAAUGUGAUUAACAUUUUCGACACCAGGAGGAAGGCGACGGCGUCGCAGAUCCAAUCCAACUAUCCUUUCGAAUCGCUGGCGAUCGCGGAAGAUGGUAUUCACCUGGCGGUGGGCAAUCUGAAGGGCUACGUGUACGGGUACGACCUGCGCAACCUGAAGGACCCGCUAAACAUGCAAAAGAUUCACCAGAGCUGCGUGAACAGCAUUUCAUUUGUGCCGCAACCACGUGAAGGAUCGAACAGGCGCAGCAUGAUUGAGCUGGACGAGUCGAAGAAGGUAACGAAAAGUGUGCGUAUCAGUGAAGGAGGACAGCUGGACGCGAAUCACAAAGAGCAGACAAGUCGUCGUCCCGACCGGCUUACGGUAAACGAUCCUCAAACACCGCUCGGAGCAGUGGAACAGCAUGACAGCUUCAUCGGAGAGAUCGAUCUGUUUCUACAGCGCCGCGAUGCACCGAUGGAUUGUCUCUCCCGGCUGAGUACGUCAUCCCGUUUGAGCACGGACUCGCGCAACAGCAUGCAGAUGGCGGGCAAUAAUCUGAUGGGCUUUCUGGAGGAACUGUCCGAUUGUAAUAUCGAUCCGGAAGCUACCGAAUCUCAGACACAACCGGCCGCUGAAUCGAACUCGGGUGUGGACGAUAGCUUUGUGAACGUGAACCGUUUGUUAAGGCGUGUGAAAGGAGACGUUUCGAAAAGGAAAGCCCACGGCGUAGGCGAUAAUUUGGAGUACAUUCGCGAGGAAGGAUCUGAGGUAGGCGACGGAGCGAAUGAAGUGUUAGCCAGUAGCAAUAAUCAGCCUGCUGCCACUCCAAGAGUUCUCGCAGAAAGUCAACAGGGAAACACGUUCACACCGUUGGGUGAGGGGAAAAAGAGCAACGUUCCCGUCGAUGAAUCGGAACAGAUCGCUGAGGUAAAAUCGGACAAGGAAAAUCGCACUCGGCUUUCGACGCUAAAACCGGAAGUAUACACAUCAACACCGGAAGCAUCGACUGUGCUCCUUUCCACAGUAAGCACGGCGGAAAAACGGAAAGACUCCACAACGCCCGUCUACAGGGACAGCGAAGAGUCGGCAAUGGUUCGGGAAGAGAUUGCCGAACUGCGGAAAGCAAUGAUGGAAAAGUUUGAGCAGUGCACGUUGCGCCAGCUGGAUGCGGAGCAGGCGAUGCAAAGCCACCUGUGGAUGUGUAUGUACAAUCUGUGGCGGGAAACGCAAAGCAAGCUGGAAUCGUUGGAACAGUACGUUAGCACCGGACUGGGGCUGCUGUUGCCGAGGGAUGAGUUUGCGCAGCAGUUUCUCAGCAUGCGGGCAGAGAAUGAGUCGCUGAGGGCACGCUUGAAACAGCUGGAGGAAGGUGGAAAACAUGGGUAGGAGUAAGGAAGGGAAGUUCACCGCACAGAGUAUCCAUACCUCUGGUUUCUAUGAAUUGCAAUGGAAGAUUUCUGAUGCAUGAAACGAUUAUAUUUGUUGGAAAGAAGCCCAUUUUUUAUACAUUACUAUCGGCC
Anopheles coluzzii is the source of this 2369-nucleotide messenger RNA. RefSeq lists its product as uncharacterized. The coding region runs from base 145 to 2235 and encodes 696 amino acids. The transcript is spliced from 3 exons. Gene Ontology annotation, cellular component: ciliary basal body; spindle pole; pericentriolar material. Lineage: Eukaryota; Metazoa; Arthropoda; Insecta; Diptera; Culicidae. Gene Ontology annotation, biological process: microtubule nucleation; mitotic cell cycle. Gene Ontology annotation, molecular function: gamma-tubulin binding. The record is from RefSeq and is a predicted model, not a curated record.